This is a messenger RNA of Eimeria necatrix, 831 nucleotides long. Its product is annotated as Eukaryotic translation initiation factor 3, putative. Gene Ontology annotation, cellular component: eukaryotic translation initiation factor 3 complex; cytoplasm. NCBI's taxonomy places the organism in Eukaryota, Apicomplexa, Conoidasida, Eucoccidiorida, Eimeriidae. Bases 1 to 831 code for a protein of 276 amino acids. The transcript has 9 exons. The record is from RefSeq and is a predicted model, not a curated record. Gene Ontology annotation, molecular function: translation initiation factor activity; RNA binding.
AUGACGACAGAUCGUAAGUGGGCGGACUUCGAGUUGGAGGAUGAUGGUGACUUGGGCGAUUUGGCGCCAACGCCAGGAGGCUUUGAAACUCGGCCAGACAGUGACGGUAUCAAAACAGUCACAAACUAUCUCCAAAAUGCAAAGGGCGAAACACUCAAGAUAGUGAAGCGUAUUAAAGUGACACGUGUGGUGCACCGCAUAAACAAGGCUGUGCAUGAGCGGAGGAAUUUGCCUCUCUUUGGAAUUGAGGCAGCAGAGGGUAGCACAGGAAAGGCGUUCACUGUCAGGUCUGUGGAGGAGAUUCCUUUGGAAAUAUCAAAGGAAACGUUGCUGAGAGCCAAAUUUAAAGAAGACGAAGAUGACGAAGAUAUUCAGUUUGCAGAUUUGAAUCCGGCCAAGACUUCCCGAGAUCUGAGACAAAAAUUCCUGUCGCUGCAAAACGACGACGAACCCGUUGAUGCUGGUGAAGGCGAUCCGUUGGGCUCACGGCUUGGAGUACCUGGGGCUAAAGGCUUGUCUCGUUUGCGUGGCGGCGGCGAUGCUUUGAAAGACUUGGAGGCGCGUCGUAGAGAAGAAGCGACGAUUAGAGUGACGAACUUAAGUGAAGACGCAAAGGAAGAAGACUUGGCCGAACUUUUCGGGAACAUCGGCAAACUUGAGAGGGUCUUUCUUGCUAAACACAAGGACAAGAAAGCUAGCAAGGGUUUCGCGUUUAUCACUUACGCCAACAGAGAACUGGCUGCCCAAGCCAUCCGCAAACUCAACAGACAUGGCUAUGACAAUCUGCUGCUCAAUGUGGAAUGGGCUCGCCCAAACAACCGUGAAAGGUAA